Messenger RNA from Psammomys obesus (fat sand rat), 1232 nucleotides. It is a transcript of the gene Ciao2a, whose product is annotated as cytosolic iron-sulfur assembly component 2A. The coding region runs from base 186 to 671 and encodes 161 amino acids. Lineage: Eukaryota; Metazoa; Chordata; Mammalia; Rodentia; Muridae. The record is from RefSeq and is a predicted model, not a curated record. The transcript is spliced from 5 exons.
AGUUUCUGCAGUUAAUUUCCCUAGGUCCUUCGCGUUACUGUUUUUGAGUCCCGCCUACUCUCCGCUCCUCUAAACCUUUACACAUGUCUUAGUUUAUUUGAAGCCUUUGAAGUUGAUAGCUCCUGAGGCCGGCUGCGGAAAGACGGUGGCUCGGUUAGGACAGUCGCCAGGGAUGGCGGAACGUGAUGAUGGAGCGUGUGUCUGGACUGCUCUCCUGGACGCUGAGCAGAGUCCUAUGGCUCUCAGGCUUUUCUGAGCAGGGAGCUGCCCGGCAGCCCCGGAUCAUGGAAGAGAAAGCGCUAGAAGUUUAUGAUUUGAUUCGAACUAUUCGGGACCCUGAAAAACCCAAUACUUUAGAAGAACUUGAAGUGGUAACAGAGAGUUGUGUAGAGGUUCAAGAAAUAAAUGAAGAAGACUAUUUGGUUAUUAUCAAGUUCACGCCAACAGUACCUCAUUGCUCUCUGGCAACUCUUAUUGGAUUGUGCUUGAGAGUAAAACUUCAGCGGUGCCUGCCAUUCAAACACAAGUUGGAAAUCUACAUUUCUGAAGGAACUCACUCUACAGAAGAAGACAUCAACAAGCAGAUAAAUGACAAAGAGCGAGUGGCAGCUGCAAUGGAGAACCCCAACCUACGGGAAAUUGUGGAACAGUGCGUCCUUGAGCCUGACUGAUACCAUCUCAAGAGCCAGAGGCCUAUAAGGAUUCAAUUUAUUUGUUUAAAUCCUUUGUAAAAUGUAGAGGACUCAUGUUGAAUAUGUAGGUGAUUUGUACAUCAGACCUUUUUUUGUUCUGUUUUGUUCCAUUUUUGUUUUUGUUUUUUUGUUUUUUUUGAGACAGGGUUUCUCUGAGUAGCCCUGGCUAUCCUGGAACUCACUCUAGAGACCAGGCUGGCCUCCAGCUCAGAGAGAUCCACCUGCCUCUGCUUCAGAGUGCUGGGAUUAAAGGCACGAGCCACCACUGCCUGGCCCUCAGAGCAUUUUUUUAAAAGGAAUUCUUUCUAAGCAGAUUUCAGUUAUGAGGUAGAACUUAAUUGUUCAGUUAGUAACAUUCUCAGGAUUUCUAACUCAAGUGAUCAGACAGAAAAAUAUUUUCUAGUUCAUUUGUGUAAAAUGUUACUAUUUUUCUGAUGACCAUUCUGAUACAACUGCUUUUCAUGUCAAAUAUCUACUGUGCCCAAAUGUAUUUGAUUUCAAUUAUCAUUCUAAAAUAAAUACGACAGGUGAUUCUUACAA